AUGGUAUUCGAACCGUGGCGUGCCUUGCCUGGCAAAGGCGUUCUACUGCUCCUCAAUGUCUUCAGCGCUGUUGCGCUCAUCUACGAAGGCUACAACCAAGGUGUCUACGGCGCAGUAUCAGGAACGCCCGGUUUCAUUGCCAUGUCCAACAUCGGCUACGACAGCACAGUCACAGACUCCACUAAGCAGGGCGGUCUCGCAGCAGCAUAUUACUUUGGAGCCAUGUUUGGUGCUUUCAUCGGCGGCUGGUUCGGCGACAAGUAUGGGCGAAAAAAGGGAGCCUUUCUUGGUGCCUUGUCGUCUCUCGUUGGAUCUGCUCUGCAAUGUGGUUCGGUCAAUUCCAACAUGUUCAUCUGUGCCCGCGUCAUCUCCGGUAUUGGGAUCGGCUUCGUCAAUGUCCUUAUUCCAUCGUGGGUCUCAGAGCUAUCUGAAGCCCAUGACCGUGGCUCGACGUUCUCUCUUGUCUUUGUUUCCAACUUCUUGGGCAUCUUCCUUGCCAAUUGGAUCAACUUCGGAAUCCGGAACAGCAACAUCAGCUUCCGCUGGCGCUUCCCGCUCGGCUUCAUGUGCAUUCCGAUGCUCAUUGUCUUGAUCGCGAUCUUCUUUGUCCCUGAAUCCCCACGCUGGCUCAUGGCCAAUCACCGAAGAGCGGAUGCCGUUGAUAUCUUGUGCAAGAUCAGAGGCGACAAAGACGCCAGCGACCCCGCUGUCCGCAAGGAACUUGAACAGCUCGAGGCUAUUGUAGAAGCAUCCCACCACAAGCGCAACAAUUAUGUCAACAUCACACUAGGUGGUCGAUACUCAGGCAGUCUCCACCUUGGUCGACGUGCCGUGCUGGGUUUCGCACUUCAGCAAAUUCAGCAGUGGACUGGCAUUUUGGUUAUGGUAUCAUGGGCAGCCAAGCUCUUCGAACUUGCCGGCUUUAGCCCGUACAAGGCAUCCUGGAUGUCUGGUCUACUGAACACCUUCGGUGUCAUCGGCACGGCCGCAGCUUCACUGGUCAUCGAUCGACUCGGGCGCAGGAUGUCACUUCAGAUUUCGUUCGUGAUCCAGGGCAUAUCGUUGUUCCUGGUAGCCGCACUCAUCAAAACAUCACAGGACCGCAUCACAUCCGAUCCUGGCCAGUCACAAACUCUCGGUACCGCCGCUUCUGCGUUCACCUUCACCUUUGUCUUCUUCUUUUGCAUGUUUAACAUCGUACCCUGCUGGAUUUACGGAACCGAGAUCUGGCCUCAGGAGGUACGCGCCAAGGGAUAUUCAUACACGAUCCUAGGAUGGGCUAUCGGCUGUGGUACGACGACGUUUGUCAUUCCAAUCAUGCUUGCUAAUAUUGGUUGGUGGUCGUUCAUCUUCUUUGGCUGCAUGAACUUUGUGGUGAUGCCAAUCAUCCACUUCUUCUUCCCAGAAACUGCUCGAAGAAGUCUCGAAGAGGUUGAUCUUCUCUUCGCGGACGACAGCCUUUUGGUCAGCAAGAACAUGGCCGAGCAUGACCGGCGUGUGGCCGAAGCUGGCGGCAAUGUGGCUGUGGCCGCUAGAAGAUUGCUUGAUGAGGUCAACGGGGAGACUCAUCUUGAUCCGAGGAGAGUUUCAAUUGGCGGUGGAGAUGUUGAAGCCAAAGUAGCCUCUGAUGUGGAACACUCGGAGGUUUCAUCGAAAGAUGAAAAGCCUGUUUAUGUGAGAGAAUGA
Molecule: messenger RNA, 1686 nt
Organism: Cyphellophora europaea CBS 101466
Lineage: Eukaryota; Fungi; Ascomycota; Eurotiomycetes; Chaetothyriales; Cyphellophoraceae
Exons: 2
Coding region: 1-1686 (561 amino acids)
Biological process (GO): carbohydrate transport; transmembrane transport
Cellular component (GO): membrane
Molecular function (GO): carbohydrate:proton symporter activity
Source: RefSeq, a predicted model, not a curated record